UGCCCUCCCCUCCCUCCCCUGCCUACACCGCCGCCCACCCCUCCCUCCCCUGCCACCAGCGCCACCGCGCGCGGCACGGGCUCCGUGUGGGCUCGCCGGCCGUUGGAGCCGGAAGAAGUUUCGUCCCCAUCUGCCGGUAGAGAAGCCCCCACCGCUCGCGGACGAGCAAUCUUCCCACAAUCUCCCUGACCCGCGGCGCCGUGCGUCGCGCCGUCACCGCUUCUGCGGCCAACGCUUCUGCCUCGUCGGCAACAACCAACAAUCCGCCGCCGAGCAAAGCAAGUAAAGCAACCGAGCCGAGUCGAUGGUGGCGGCGGCGCUAUCCGCGCUCCCGCGCGCCGCUUCCCGCCUUGCGCCGUGUGUCCGCCAGCCUGAUUUCCGCGCCCUCUGCGCCGCAGCUGCGGCCGGCGAGGCCUCGAAGCGGAGGCUAGUACUGUACACCAAGCCGGGGUGCUGCCUCUGUGACGGGCUCAAGGAGAAGCUUCACGCCGCCUCCCUGCUCGCCGGCACGCCCUACUCCCUCGCGUCCCUCGAGCUCCAGGAGAGGGACAUCACGACGAAUCCGGAGUGGGAGCGGCUGUACCAGUACGAGAUCCCAGUGCUGGCUAAGGUGCUCCACGACGGGACCGAGGAAAUACUUCCCAGAUUAUCACCCCGUCUAAGUGUGGAGCUCGUACAGAAGAAAAUUUAUUCUGCCUUCGAUCAGUAAGGAGGCAUUUUUGGUGAAAAGAAUCUGAGUUUAUUUUAUGAAUCAAUAGCUCCAGCUGUAAGAUUAUCAGUUGAUACCAUCAUGUGUGAUGUAAACUUUCUUGAUUGAGAUACAUGAUUUUCAUUUUCCUUGACUUGCGCUCUGUAAGGAUUUCUUUUGGGUUUGUGCAUCAUCGCAUUGCUUUGAGAAAAGAAUUCAUAUAUGGUGA
Molecule: messenger RNA, 917 nt
Organism: Setaria italica (foxtail millet)
Lineage: Eukaryota; Viridiplantae; Streptophyta; Magnoliopsida; Poales; Poaceae
Exons: 4
Coding region: 305-709 (134 amino acids)
Source: RefSeq, a predicted model, not a curated record